This is a messenger RNA of Amoebophrya sp. A25, 409 nucleotides long. The record is from the annotation of a GenBank genome assembly. NCBI's taxonomy places the organism in Eukaryota, Dinophyceae, Syndiniales, Amoebophryaceae.
CGAGUCUGCGCGAAAUUUGGCGGAGAAAGCUAUCGAGGCUUCAUUCUACAGAGAGCGACUCGGUGCUGUCGCGAAGCAGAUCGUAGAAGCGCAGGAAGAGACUGCGCAAGAGCGCGCGGAGUGGGAACGUGAAAGGCGGAGGCUUCUGAAUUCUCUCGGUGCUGCUUCAUCCUCGGCGCCGUCAGUAGCCCCCAUCCGCAUCUUGCCUCCCGCUGUGGAAGGCCCGCGGGCAUCUGGCCCAAUGCCAAUCCGCAUCCUCCCGCCCGCUGCGGAAAGGCUGCGCCUGACGGUAAAGCAAGAAGAUGCAGGCCAAGAAACGGGGCCGGUGGCGGAGAACCUGAGGACGCCCGUCAAGGGAGGGCCAGCGCAUGGACGUAGGCCCAGCCAGACGCCCUCGUGGCUUGAGGAC